Procambarus clarkii (red swamp crayfish) is the source of this 948-nucleotide messenger RNA. RefSeq lists its product as uncharacterized. The record is from RefSeq and is a predicted model, not a curated record. Lineage: Eukaryota; Metazoa; Arthropoda; Malacostraca; Decapoda; Cambaridae.
AUGAACAGUGAGACGGAGAACAGGGAGACGGAGAACAGGGAGACGGAGAACAGUGAGACGGAGAACAGGGAGACGGAGAACAGUGAGACGGAGAACAGUGAGACGGAGAACAGGGAGACGGAGAACAGGGAGACGGAGAACAGUGAGACGGAGAACAGGGAGACGGAGAACAGUGAGACGGAGAACAGUGAGACGGAGAACAGUGAGACGGAGAACAGUGAGACGGAGAACAGGGAGACGGAGAACAGGGAGACGGAGAACAGGGAGACGGAGAACAGGGAGACGGAGAACAGGGAGACGGAGAACAGGGAGACGGAGAACAGUGAGACGGAGAACAGUGAGACGGAGAACAGGGAGACGGAGAACAGGGAGACGGAGAACAGUGAGACGGAGAACAGGGAGACGGAGAACAGGGAGACGGAGAACAGGGAGACGGAGAACAGUGAGACGGAGAACAGGGAGACGGAGAACAGGGAGACGGAGAACAGGGAGACGGAGAACAGUGAGACGGAGAACAGGGAGACGGAGAACAGGGAGACGGAGAACAGGGAGACGGAGAACAGGGAGACGGAGAACAGUGAGACGGAGAACAGGGAGACGGAGAACAGGGAGACGGAGAACAGGGAGACGGAGAACAGGGAGACGGAGAACAGUGAGACGGAGAACAGGGAGACGGAGAACAGGGAGACGGAGAACAGGGAGACGGAGAACAGGGAGACGGAGAACAGUGAGACGGAGAACAGGGAGACGGAGAACAGGGAGACGGAGAACAGUGAGACGGAGAACAGGGAGACGGAGAACAGUGAGACGGAGAACAGGGAGACGGAGAACAGUGAGACGGAGAACAGUGAGACGGAGAACAGGGAGACGGAGAACAGGGAGACGGAGCAUCAGACAAGAGAUAACCUGCUGAGACAGAUUUGCGAGAAGAGGAGAGAGAAACGGUAA